Molecule: messenger RNA, 1593 nt
Organism: Fusarium sp. VM40
Lineage: Eukaryota; Fungi; Ascomycota; Sordariomycetes; Hypocreales; Nectriaceae
Source: the annotation of a GenBank genome assembly
AUGUCAGCUCAACCAGUUGCCGCGGACGCAGCAUCCGUUUCCGAUGAGAAGCGGGAGAGCAAGACGUUCGGUGUACCUCUUAACUAUUCGGAAAGUCAUGCAAAUGGCAUCAUUACAACCAUCGAUGGUGUGGAUACCGCCACCUUGCACAACCAUGAAGUGAUCAACAAGGCAAUCGAAGCCAUUGGGUUCGGCAAAUUCCAGUGGCAGUUGACAUUUUCUUGCGGCUUCGGGUUUCUGGUCGAUCAGAUGAUUCUCGUCUCCAUCAGUCUCGUCACUCCCCAAGCUGCCAUGGAGUUCGGCCCUCGAUACGCAACCCUCCUAUCCGCAUCCUUAUAUGCCGGCAUGCUGUUCGGCGCCGUUGUUCUUGGUGGACUGGCAGACAAUAUCGGCCGCAGGCUCGUCUGGCAACUGUCCAUUUUUGGUUGCUCUAUCGUCACCACUAUUGCUGCCUGUUCACCGAACUGGGCUGCCCUUAAUGUUUUUAUUGUCUUGAUCGGUUUAUUUGCAGGUGGAAAUCUUGCUAUUGACUUGACUAUUCUAGCAGAAGCCAUUCCUCAACAAUGGUCCUUCAUUCUCUCCAGUCUCGCUUGCAUUUGGGGCCUUGGCAACGCCAUCACAGGACUCAUUGCUUGGCCAAUACUUGUCAACUUCGGAUGCCCCAGCGGCUCUACCCCCGCCAACUGCAGCAAGGGCGACAAUAUGGGUUGGCGGUACCUUUAUAUCAUUCUUGGUGGCCUGUGUCUAGUCAUGUCUCUCAUCCGAGCCUUUGUCCUACGAUCUACCGAGUCGCCAAGAUGGCUUAUUUCUUGUGGCCGCAUGCAAGAGGCUGCUGAGGUUAUCAACAACAUCAGCAAAACGAAUAAAUCUGACUACCACAUAAUGGAGGAUCAGUUCAUGCCGAUCGACAGACAUGAGGCGAACACCGAGGUUCGCUCAUUGCGCGCCAAUAUCCACCGGGCUGCGAAGCUCUUUUCCGGUCCUAAACAACUCCGCCUUAUGGUUGGACUUCUUAUGAUCUGGGCUCUGAUUGGAAUCGCAUAUCCACUCUACACCAUCUUCCUACCUUACUAUCUGGCGGCCAAUGGCGCCAACUUUGGUGAACAGAGCAAUUACACAACAUAUCGCGACUGGACCAUUUCUUCCAUCGUAGGAAUUUUUGGUCCUGUUCUCAGCACCAUCUUGGUAUCAUUACCCUGGUUCAAGUCUAGAAGGUCGAUGCUACUGACAGGAAUAAUUUGUGCUGCCUUCUCAGGUGCCUUCACGUCUGUCAGGACUGCCGGAGAAAAUCUUGCAUUUUCGAGCAUGACCGGCUUUUCCCUAAACGCUCUCUACGCCAUCGUAUAUUCAUAUACCCCUCAAGUUCUCGAGGUUCAGAAUCGUGGUCUUGGUACAGGUGUUUUGAUGGCGACUGGGAGACUGGCAUCGCUCAGUGCGCCUUUCAUAGCUACAUUUGCUGAUGUCACUACUUCAGCGCCUAUCUGGGUUGCCUGUGCUUGCUUCCUGGCCAUUGGACUUAUCGCAAUGGUUCUGCCAGUUGACACCAUGCCUUAUGUUUCUAAGUCACGAGAAGUGGAAAGUGUUAGAUCAUAA